Messenger RNA from Tachysurus vachellii, 2735 nucleotides. It is a transcript of the gene hnrnpa1b, whose product is annotated as heterogeneous nuclear ribonucleoprotein A1b. NCBI's taxonomy places the organism in Eukaryota, Metazoa, Chordata, Actinopteri, Siluriformes, Bagridae. The transcript is spliced from 22 exons. The coding region runs from base 87 to 2435 and encodes 782 amino acids. Gene Ontology annotation, molecular function: RNA binding. The record is from RefSeq and is a predicted model, not a curated record.
GAGGCGGAGCUCCGGUAGUUUAUUUAACGUACAGGAGCAUUUGGUUUUCUUGCGAUUCUAUUGACGAGUGGGCCGCGCACUUCGCCAUGUCGAAAGAGGGCCAGCCACGAGAACCCGAGCAGCUCAGGAAGUUGUUUAUUGGAGGCCUCAGCUUCGAGACCACAGACGAAAGCCUGCGCUCUUAUUUUGAGCAAUGGGGCACGUUAACCGACUGUGUGGUUAUGAGAGACCCAAACUCCAAGCGCUCCAGAGGCUUCGGUUUUGUAACGUACUCCUGUGUGGAGGAAGUCGAUGAAGCCAUGAAGGCACGUCCUCACAAAGUCGACGGUCGUCUUGUGGAGCCCAAACGCGCCGUGUCAAGAGAGGAUUCUAACAAACCCUUUGCACAUACCACGGUGAAAAAGAUCUUCGUGGGUGGCAUCAAGGAAGAUACUGAAGAGGGCCAUCUACGAGACUACUUUCAGGAAUUUGGGAAGAUUGAUGCAGUUGAAAUAAUGAUCGAUCAUAAGACCGGCAACAAAAGAGGCUUUGCAUUUGUUACGUUCGAUGAUCACGAUGCUGUGGAUCGAAUUGUUAUUCAAAAGUACCACACAAUAAAUGGUCACAAUUCAGAAGUAAGAAAGGCAGUGUCUAAACAAGAGAUGCAGAGUUCAUCAAUGAACAUGAGGGGACGUGGAGGUGGAAACUUUGGCGGCGGCCGAUAUGGCAACAAUGACUUUGGAGGAGGCAGAGAUGGAUUCAGAGAUGAAUUUAGAGGAGGCAGAGGUGGAGGAUAUGGAGGUGGAGAUGGCUACAACAAUGGCUUUGGAGGUGAUGGUGGCUACGGUGGUGGCGGCUCUGGUUAUGGUGGCAGCCGUGGUGGGGGAUACGGUGGUGGCGGUGGACAAGGCUACGGUAACGGCGGUGGAGGAUACGGUGGUGGAGGAUAUGGUGGCGGUGGAGGAGGCAGUGGCGGCAGCAAUGCUUAUGAUGGCUAUAACAACGGCAGUGGAAACUUUGGGGGUGGUAACUUUGGUGGUGGUAGCAGCAGCUACAAUGACUUUGGAGACUACAACAGCCAGCAGUCAAAUUUUGGCCCCAUGAAAGGAAACUUUGGAAGAGGUGGCCGGAAUAGUGGCCCAUAUAGUGGUGGAUAUGGGGGUAGCUCUGGAGGAGGUGGAGGCUAUGGUGGAAGUUCAGGCGGAGGAUAUGGUGGAAACUCUGGAGGCAGAGACUCAGUACUUAAGAGAGGAGACAGGAGAGCGAGAGGGCUGACAGGGCCGACAGGGCCAGCGGCAGGUUUACUCCCUAGAUCUGCUCAGCCAUUCAGAAGAGAUGUACAAAUGCCAAAGGAGGACCAGCCACGAGAACCCGAGCAGCUCAGGAAGUUGUUUAUUGGAGGCCUCAGCUUCGAGACCACAGACGAAAGCCUGCGCUCUUAUUUUGAGCAAUGGGGCGCGUUAACCGACUGUGUGGUUAUGAGAGACCCAAACUCCAAGCGCUCCAGAGGCUUCGGUUUUGUCACGUACUCCUGUGUGGAGGAAGUCGAUGAAGCCAUGAAGGCACGUCCUCACAAAGUCGACGGUCGUCUUGUGGAGCCCAAACGCGCCGUGUCAAGAGAGGAUUCUAACAAACCCUUUGCACAUACCACGGUGAAAAAGAUCUUCGUGGGUGGCAUCAAGGAAGAUACUGAAGAGGGCCAUCUACGAGACUACUUUCAGGAAUUUGGGAAGAUUGAUGCAGUUGAAAUAAUGAUCGAUCAUAAGACCGGCAACAAAAGAGGCUUUGCAUUUGUUACGUUUGAUGAUCACGACGCAGUGGAUCGUAUUGUUAUACAAAAGUACCACACAAUAAAUGGCCAUAAUUCAGAAGUUAGAAAGGCCCUGUCUAAACAAGAGAUGCAGAACGCAUCGAUGAACAUGAGAGGACGUGGUGGUGGAAACUUCAGUGGUCGAUAUGGCAACAAUGAUUACGAAGGAGGCAGAGAUAGCUUCAGAGAUGGAUUCAGAGGAGGCAGAGGUGGCAGUGGAGGAUAUGGAGAUAGCUACAACAAUGGAUUUGGAGGAGAUGGUGGCUAUGGUGGUGGUGGCAGUCCUAGCUAUGGAGGCAACCGUAGUGGGGGAUAUGGCGGAGGAGGACCCGGCUACUGUAACAAUGGCGGAGGAGGCUAUGGUGGUGGCGGAUAUGGCAGUGGUGGAUAUGGCAGUGGCGGCGGUGGUAACAACUACGACAACUAUAAUAAUGGCGGUGGAAACUUUGGAGGUGGUAAUUUUGGUGGAGCUGGCGGUGGUAGCGGCAACUACAGUGACUUUGGAAACUAUAACAGCCAGCAGUCAAGUUUUGGCCCCAUGAAAGGACACUUUGGUGGCAGCGGUGGCAGGAAUAGCAGCCCAUAUGGUGGUGGAUAUGGAGGUAGCUCCGGGGGAAGUGGAGGCUACAGUGGUAGACGAUAUUAAGUCCUGUAAAGGACUCAGUACUUAAGAGAGGAGACAGGAGAGCGAGAGGGCUGACAGGGCAGCGGCAGGUUUACUCCCUAGAUCUGCUCAGCCAUUCAGAAGAGAUGUACAGUAGUGCUGUCACGAGAGGGACAUUUUGUUUUAUUUUUUUGUUUUUUCUUUAAUGGUUGUGAUGUCAGGCUUUUUAUAUUUUACUUUAUGGGAAUGCAUUCCAUAUGAAGCUUUGUGUAGAAUUACUUUAAAAUAGGGUCUAAUUAUGUGUAACAAUCAAAAUCAAGAAAUAAAGCAACAUCCAUUUUU